This is a messenger RNA of Penicillium subrubescens, 741 nucleotides long. RefSeq lists its product as uncharacterized. The record is from RefSeq and is a predicted model, not a curated record. The transcript is spliced from 2 exons. Lineage: Eukaryota; Fungi; Ascomycota; Eurotiomycetes; Eurotiales; Aspergillaceae. The coding region runs from base 1 to 741 and encodes 246 amino acids.
AUGUGCCACGGCGAUGAGAAGCAGUCCGCUGAAGCUACACAGAGAGCACCUGUUGAGAUCCCAUACCAAGGUUUGGUCUUCACUGAACCUAAGGGCAAUCUGAUUCCAGUUUAUCACUGGAUAAACAAAACAGACGGCCAAUUCUACGCAUGUGAUCCGAUAAGCGCCGUCACUCUAGAGGCCACGGAGGGAUACAAGAAGAGUGGAAUUGCUUGGUACAUCUAUCCCAAGCGACAGGACGACACUAAAACACUCCCUUUGGUCCGUUGGUAUGACCCAGUGAAGGGAACCUAUCGAUACACAAUUAGCGAGGCGAGCUUGCUUCCUCCAGCCCCAGAAUGCAGACGCCAGGCUAUUCUAGGUUAUAUACCCAUACAGGCUAACAACGCCAUUCCACCACCCGGGCAGAUUGUUAUCCCCCUUCCAGUCUUAGUACCCACCAUCCUUUUUACCUUCGACCCGGCUUUUACAGACGAAGAACGAUAUCAGAUUCUCCGUGGGCACCAAACUGGCUACGACCGCGCGGGUGUCUGUACCUUUCUCACAGCGCAACAGGCCAAGGAGGUGCGCGAGCUAUACUGGGUACAAAUCCACCAUGGUAUUGACGCAGACCCAACGCACAAUGCCAGUACUAUACCCGGCAGCCGUUUCAUCGAUGUCAACAAUACCAACUUGCUCCCACUGUCAAAUGAUGAGAUUGCGCAGACGCUAUUGCACGAGAUCUACAGACGCCCCAUAUGA